AUGCGGGAGGUCGAUAUUUAUGAAGGAGUAAACAAAGUUACUCUCGUUCCAGCAGGAGCUGGGGUCGGAAAGAAAGGUAAAGGAGCAGGGUUUUAUUGCGAGAGUUGCAAUUUGACCUUCAAAGAUAGCAUACAGUAUAUGGAUCACCUUAACUCUAAACAGCAUCUUGACAAUACGGGCCAAAGCACCAAGGUCGAGAGGGCUUCGCUUGCCGAUGUAAAAGCCCGUUUGGAAAUGCUGGCAGCCAAAAUCGAAAAGCCCUACAACAUUCAUGAGGCGAUUGCCAAAGCACAGGAGCAAGAGCGUUGA
Messenger RNA from Wickerhamiella sorbophila, 309 nucleotides. Its product is annotated as U4/U6.U5 small nuclear ribonucleoprotein component snu23. Gene Ontology annotation, cellular component: spliceosomal complex; U4/U6 x U5 tri-snRNP complex. The record is from RefSeq and is a predicted model, not a curated record. Gene Ontology annotation, biological process: mRNA splicing, via spliceosome. The transcript has a single exon. Lineage: Eukaryota; Fungi; Ascomycota; Dipodascomycetes; Dipodascales; Trichomonascaceae. The coding region runs from base 1 to 309 and encodes 102 amino acids. Gene Ontology annotation, molecular function: zinc ion binding; nucleic acid binding.